Hymenoscyphus albidus is the source of this 1591-nucleotide messenger RNA. NCBI's taxonomy places the organism in Eukaryota, Fungi, Ascomycota, Leotiomycetes, Helotiales, Helotiaceae. The record is from the annotation of a GenBank genome assembly.
GUACUAUUUCGGAAUACCAGGAUUUGGGUUGUAGCUACUGAGUCUUGGGUCUCAGUGGUUCAAAAACUUCACUCUGAAAUAACUCCGCCACGGCUGUCGCCGUCCUUGAAAGGUUGUGAACAAUUUCUUGAAUUAGUGAAGACACCUUUUAUUUACUCAAAUUCUGCAACCAAUUCAUACAAAAAUGGCAGAUCAAUGGGAUAACUAUACGUUCGCGUUGCCACACCCAUGGAACACAAAUUACCGCAUCUUUCGCUCAGCAGCUGCCGAUUCAGCUUCUUCCGCAAGCUUUCAAAUCGAGCUGGUUCAGACAAAAGAGCCCAAAGGCAAAGGAUCCGCAGCAGUGAUUCAAAAACCACUUCACAACUCGAAUAUCUUAUUCGGUCAUCUGUUAGAAGGAGAGAAGGUUUCAAUUGACGACAAUACGUCAUGGGCUAGGGCACGAAGAGCUCCAUCAGCGACGAUUCAGUGGAAGGGGACUUCAUCACCGACUCUCAGUCAGAUUUGGCUCAUUAUUUAUGCCUCUUUCUCACUAUCACCCGAACAUGAGAAAUUCCGACUCCAACUCAAUGGAGCAAACAAAUCAAACCUCCAAGAGGACUUGAUAUCCGUCGGUCUUACAUCCAGCCAUCCUUCUGGAAAGGACAAACCCCACUCAGAAGAGCUCGUCGUUCUUCGAGAUACCUUCUGGCAAGGAGCUGGUUCCCCGUUCGGAGCAAGACCCCUCUGGCUCGCAGAACAAAUUACUCUCAAAUCAUCAAACCAAGAACUAUCAUCCUACCCACUCAUGCCACUCACCUACACACAAACCAACAAAUUCCCCGCUUCUCGCAUAUAUGCACACCAUCCCGUCCGACCAGCGAAGCCAACCCCUGGAUCUGUCAUCUACAGUCGCUAUAUUCCUCAUCUCCAAGAACACUUCUCUAUGGUUGCAUUGGAUUAUGAAAAUCCUGAGCACUUGAACCUUUUCCACACGUGGCAGAAUGAUCCUCGUGUUGCGCAGGGAUGGAAUGAGACAGGUACUUUGGAGCAACAUCGUACUUAUUUGAGGAAUUUGCAUGAGGAUAAACAUAUUGUGACCAUCUUGGCGAAAUUUGAGGAGACUUUCUUUGCUUAUUUUGAAGUUUACUGGGCCAAGGUAUGAACAAGCAUUCUCCCAACUCUUUUUCCUCCGGGAGUGAUACUGACAUUCCAUGAAGGAGGAUACACUAGGAGCCUACUACAAUGCAGGAGACUUCGAUCGCGGACGCCACUCCCUCGUUGGUGAUAUCCGAUACCGAGGACCACAUCGUGUCAGUGCAUGGUGGUCAAGCUUGAUACAUUACAUUUUCCUCGAUGAUCCUAGAACAACUUGUGUGGUUGGAGAGCCAAGGGCCACAAAUAGUCGGGUUCUGGCGUACGAUCUUGCGCAUGGAUUCGCGGUGGAGAAAUUUGUGGAUUUCCCACAUAAGAGAAGUGCGUUUGUGAAGUGUUCGAGGGAGAAGUUCUUUAGUUUGUGUCCAUUUGAGUGGGACGGCGGAAGGAGCUUGGAGGAGGCAGAUAAGUGGUAUCAAGCUAGUAGAGGAUCGAAGUUAUGAGUGGUGGAAAAUGU